Molecule: messenger RNA, 3315 nt
Organism: Cloeon dipterum
Lineage: Eukaryota; Metazoa; Arthropoda; Insecta; Ephemeroptera; Baetidae
Gene: pico
Product: pico
Exons: 10
Coding region: 220-2388 (722 amino acids)
Biological process (GO): signal transduction
Source: RefSeq, a predicted model, not a curated record
GCCGCCGCCGUGUGUCUGGAGCAUUAGCACAGCAUCAUCACGAUCACACUGGAGGCAGCAAGUGAGACGGGCAUCCAGCCUCCCUACGGCAGUUUCGGCCUGCAUCUUUCGGCCGUGGGAGUGGCCGGCGCCAGCUGUGACCUCGUGACCGCCGACCCAGGGCCCAGGGCCGCGUUCAGGCCCGACGGCGUCCCAGCAUCGUUCGCCCAGAGCCGAAAGAUGGCCGGCGUGUCGCCCUCUGACGACCCGGAGCGGCUGCUCGACGAGUGGCUCGGACAGCUGGACAACCUAGCCGAGGGUUUGGACAACGUGACUGGCACCACGGUUGUGACCCGCAGGCGGACGGCCACCCCAGAGAUCUCCGCCCCUAGGAUAGACAGCUUUCGCUUCUCGAUGGCCAACCUGGAAGACUCUCAGGACUUGGACUUAGACGCCAUUCUCGGCGAGCUGAGCGCCCUUGAGACAGAGUGCCAAGAAGCCAUCAACACUCAGGCGGUGGAUCUCUCCAAGAAAAAAGUUCCAGAAAUAAUCAAAACCGAUCUGGGACACAGAAGGACGCCCUCCUUUUCAAGUAGCGAGGGAGGCAACCAACAAAGAGUCUCAUUUCUCAGCGAAACCGAGAGCGAACACAGAUCCAGCAGCAAUGGCACUCGCACUGACAGCCCAGACAAUGAUUCCGCCUUUUCGGACAAUGUUUCUUUGCUUUCUGGCGAGAGCUCAGCCUCCAGUGGAGGCAGCGGUGGCAGAACUGACGCAUCCUCCAAGUCAAGUGGACUCGGCUUUGGCUUCUCGCAGAUGGAUGAAGCGAGCCGUGAAAAGGCUGAGAAGAUUAGGAUAGCACUAGAGAAAAUGCGAGAAGCGAAUGUAAAGAAACUGUUUGUAAAAGCUUUUUCUGCUGAUGAGUCAACCAAGUCACUUUUGGUUGAUGAGAAAAUGACCUGCGGACAUGUGACCCAACUUUUGGCUGACAAGAACCACGUUACUAUGGGUCCAAAGUGGGCUGUCAUUGAGCACCUUCCAGAACUUCACAUGGAGAGGAUAUUUGAGGACCACGAGCUGUUAGUUGACAACCUUAUGCUUUGGGCGCGAGACUCGAAGAAUAAGCUGCUUUUCCUGAACCGCCCCGACAAGUACGCGUUUUUCACACGACCUGAGCCAUUGCUGGUGCCUCACAACCCAGAGCCCUUAGACGACAAAAGCAGGGAUGACCUUCUGGACGAAUUUUUCAAUAACUCGUGCGUGGCACCAAUGGAGGGGCCGCUCUUUCUGAAGGAAAAGCGUGGCUGGCGCAAGCUGCACUUUGUUCUGCGCGCCUCAGGGCUGUACUUUGUCAAAGGCAGGCGGGACCUAGUCUGCCUGGCGCCCCUGGACUCGAACGAGGUGUACCAGGGUCUUGGCUGGAAGAAGCGGCACAAGGCUCCGACUGACUUCUGCUUUGCCCUGAAGCACCCACGUCUGCAGAAGGGCCACAAGUACGUCCAAAUGCUGUGUGCCGAGUCUGCGGAUGCUCUGAGCAAGUGGGUGAUGGCGAUCCGGCUGGCCAAGCAUGGCAGGAUUCUCCUGGACAACUACACAGCAGCACAAUCCAGUCCAGAACCUGCAGUUGGAGCACAGAUGGUUCCUAUUGAGAGACUUUCCUUCAGCUCUGCCUCUCCAAUUGGCUCUCAGACGCUCGUGUCACCCAUGGGCUCGCAACCAGGCUCGCCGAGGAAACAGCUGCGGCACUCAGGCUCGCAUGACGAGCCCUUUGAGGCCGAGUUGCCGCCAAUCAACACAAUCAAGCGGAAGCCGCCGUCCCUGAAGCCGCAGUUGCCGCUCACCCCCACCACCAGGCAACUGUCUGAGGUGGUGCUGCCGCCUCCAGUCGUAUCCACACCGCCAGAGCCGCUCCUGCCGCCGCCACCGGCGGAGGUGUUGUCAGAUGAUGAUGAGUUUCCGCCCCCGCCGCCCCCGCUGGCGCCCUCUGAUCUGGCGGCCAGCGUGCUCUCACUGGAUGUGCCGCCCCCGCCUCCUCCGCCAAAGCCCUCUAGUCGCCGAAUUUCGUUCCAGCCGCCCCCGCCGCCCAAGCGCAGCGAGAGCACCCGUCUCACCACGGCCUCCGUCAAGCCUGACUCGGCCGCCUUUCUCUCAGAUCUGCAAAGGGUCGUCCGGAAAAAGUGGCAGGUGGCCGAGAAGUGCAAGCGAGACUCCAGCGUGACGCCGCACGAGGUGCUUGGCUUCCGCGACCCGCCCGACUACCGCGAGACAAAUGUGACCAACUGGUUGGCCGAGCACUAUGGCUCUUUGUAUGAGAACGUGCCUAGCCGGCAGAAUGGCAAACGGCCGCCCCCGCCUCCAAUGCGCAGCGACACCACACAGCUGAGCCAGCGGAGAGCAACAGACUUCUAACUAACGUCACAAUUUUCUAUCUCAUUUUCGAAACAGGAAUUUUGUAACUUGGUUUGGGAUUUCACAGCAGGCAAGGGUGAGCUAAAAUUAACAGCCGGAGCUGCAGUGAUUUAACAAUUUUUUACUCAACGGAAAUGCCUUACAUUGAUUUUUUGUCUUUUGUAACGAUGUCACGUUUUGAUUGAAAACUGCAUCUAAUUGCUGUAUAAAUUAAGAAAUUUUGGUCACCCUGCCAAGUGAGCGAUUCCUUGUACGGCCAUGUGGGAACAUGUGAAUUUUGUACAUUUUGUAGACACAAACACUCGCACUGCUUGAUGUUGUGCCUUUCAAGUCAUUGAUUGUAAAACUAAGUCUCAUUUUGUGGACGAGUCUGAUGUGCAUUAAUUAUUUUAAGUCUCUUUUUCAAUGAAUGUUAAUUGCCUUAUUGUAAAAGUCUCAAAAGCGAGGUUUUUAUAGCAUUUUUUGGCUGGCCGUAAAGAUGACAAGAGCCCACAAGAAUCCCAGCAGUAAGUUAAAUAUUAGUACUCUUGAUGGAAAAGUGCCAUUGGUUUUUAUUGUGUAUACUGACGAGGUGGCAAUUACUGGUUUUCAAACUUGAUGUACGUACACGCCUUGAUUUUUGACUAAAAGACUUUUUAAAACUGUUGUUAACCAUGCUGUUGAUUAUUCCCAAGUUUGACAGCCAUAUUCGAGCGAUGAAAACUUCUCACAUGCUCUACAACCAACUCCCUGUCUUCCUGAGUUUAUUUUUUGUAUUUAUUUAUCUGAUUUCUACACAUGCACCACGAUGCAUUUAGACUACUCACAUACCGCAGCAUCUCGAUAUAUAUGAAUUAUUUCAACAAAAUAUGGCUGACUAAACCAAAAAUGUAUCUUGGGUGCUUCAAAUAAUAAAUAAAACUGAAUAAACGGAAUAUAAUAAAUAAA